AGAAGAGUAAAGAGCCGCUGACGUUUCCGAUUAUUUUUGCUCUUUAUCUCAGUAGUCUUUGGGACAAGGCCAUUCAUGCACGAUCGUCCUGAAGUUGCCGAGAAUGGAGGAAAAUAAGGCGAACUUACCAGCCUAGAUUAGUGGCAGUGAAGGCCAUUGAGAUCCUUGGAAUUUGGCCAACUAUUUUUUGUCCAAGUGCUUCAUUCCACUCGACUUGAAUCCAGUUUGGGGAGAGAGUUUUGUCCGGUCUCUGACUUGAUUGAGCGUGUUUCUGUGUGGAAAGUGGGUGUGACUGGACGCCCGAACACGAGGAAAAAUGGCCAGUUUAGGCAACGCCCUAGUGUCCAAGAUUUUGGGUCACAGUGCCGCCGAGAAAGCCUUUCGACCUUGGUGGGAUAAUGUCGAGGAUUUCCUCGUAUACGGAUUGGUCAUGUUGGGAUUGAUUGUUCUGCCCACGGCCAUUAUCAAUGGCACUCCCUUGGAUUGCAACUUCUGUCAACGCGAUCAUUGCGCCGGGAAGUUGGACACGAAUCGGACGGAGCCCCACGAAGAUCCGGGGUUCAAUGCCUGGUGGGUCAAGAAAUACUGCACCUUCACUUCAGUGGACGAGUUCAUACUCUAUUUUCCUUACAUUUUAUUGAUCAUGGCCUUGGUGAUUGUCCUCAUUGAGCGGGUCUUUGUCCGGAUGUUCAAAGCGGGUUUGAAGUUGGAUACGUUCUAUAACCUACUAGUUAAAGAAAGUUUAGAAUGUGCCACACCCGUCGGCGAGGUCACAGCCGAGGGUGUGACGGAAACCAUUGACGACUUGGAGAACUCUAAAAUAGCCCUGGAAGUCUCUCACAGCUUUUCUCGUGGAUCAAAUUACUUCUUGAGCUACUUGCUUCGAACCUUAUGUGAAUUCAUCGUGGCCACUGGUCUCUUGGCAUGGUUGGUAUGGAGGGGAUUCCCAUCCAUUCAGAAAGAGGAGUUCAUCUAUUGCGAUGUGCAUGGAUUCCAUUAUGAAUGUGCCGGACAUCCUCAGCAAUUCUAUAUGUACGUUCUCUUCAUGGUGAUCGCAAUCAUCGGGGUAUACCUCCUCUGUUGCUUCUAUAACGUCAUUUGGAUCUUUUUCCCGCAAAUGGGAGUCUUGAGUAGCGUCAUGAACGAGUACAGAGCCGAAUUGAGGAAGCAGGCCAACGCAAAAAAAGGGGCCCCUAAGAUAUCGGACAAGCAACUUCUGGGGGAAUUGUACGAGAUAUAUUACAACAACCGAGACUUAAAGUUGUUGCUGGAUCUGUUGGCCCAGAGUUCGGGGAUUGCUAUCUCCAUUCGAAUCAUGGCUCUCUUCGAUAAGAAAUUCCGGACCAAGUCUGAGCCCAUGGAUUUCAGUGUGACGAGAAGCGGUAACGAGGCCACGGUGGUCUUUUCCGAUCCCAGGACAGUGAAGGAGUUCUUCUUGAAGAUCCCACACGUUUCGAUCAUUUAUACACUUGAGAUCACGCCUCCAACUCCGACCAGCGCUGUGGUGGCUUUUAAGAUGAGCGAGGACAAAUCGCAACACAUCAGUCAAGUGGAUGGAAGUGGCGUGGAACUUGAGCCCUUGAAUAAUUUUGGGAUUUCAAGGAAAGCCCAUUACUAUGACCUGGAUCCAACCAAAGAAUAUGUCAUCCGGUUUUGUAUCAUCGUCAAUGGACGAGCCAUCGCGCGAAGAUCUGAGGUGCUCAAAGUCCAAAAGACCACCGAUAAUGACUAUAAAUCUCCAUCUCCAUCUCCAAUUCAAUCCGGAAGUGAUGAAGCCACCUCAUCCUUGUGAGCAGAAUUAAUCAGUAUUUAGUCAAACCAACGGAUUCUUGCCAUUAUCCCAAAUUGUCUUUGACCGCUUAAAAUGGAAUACACCGUUUUACAGAA
Molecule: messenger RNA, 1887 nt
Organism: Tigriopus californicus
Lineage: Eukaryota; Metazoa; Arthropoda; Copepoda; Harpacticoida; Harpacticidae
Exons: 5
Coding region: 317-1792 (491 amino acids)
Source: RefSeq, a predicted model, not a curated record